Rodentolepis nana is the source of this 420-nucleotide messenger RNA. Lineage: Eukaryota; Metazoa; Platyhelminthes; Cestoda; Cyclophyllidea; Hymenolepididae. The record is from the annotation of a GenBank genome assembly.
AUGACUUUAUUCACCAAAACAGAUGAACUCAUAAAUGCUAUAAAGCCGGGUUCUGUGAAGAAGAUUAAUGAGGGAACAACUAUGGCCUUCAAGAUUAUGGAGAACAUCAAUGCCUUCGUUGAAGCUAUUAGAUCCUAUGGUGUUCCAACAGCUGAUCUUUUCCAGACUGUGGAUCUUUAUGAAAAGAAGGAUAUCGCUUCAGUAACAAAGACCAUUUUUGCUCUUGGUCGUACAUGCCAGACUCACCCUGAGUACACUGGUCCAACACUCGGUCCCAAACUCGCCACAGAGAACAAGCGUGAGUUCACCGAGGAUCAACUUCGUGAGGCACAGAAUGUGGUGAGUCUCCAGUAUGGAUCAAAUAAGGGCGCUAGCCAAGCUGGUCUCAAUAUGGGCAAACAGCGCAUGAUCAUGGAUUAA